This is a messenger RNA of Durusdinium trenchii, 2582 nucleotides long. NCBI's taxonomy places the organism in Eukaryota, Dinophyceae, Suessiales, Symbiodiniaceae. The record is from the annotation of a GenBank genome assembly.
UGGACCUUUCCAGGGAACUCCCUGUGCCGAAACUGUUCUGAAAUGCAUCCAGGACUUCAGAAUUCAAUUGUGAUUCGCGUUUGGAUCGGCUGAACUGCCGUCCUUCCUGUGCAGCUUGCAGCUUUCAAGACGGGAGCUGCUAGCAGCGGUCGCCAGCGGUUGCCACCAUGCCGAUUCCUACGAAGCCACCGCAAGCGUCAUCUUCUUUUGCGGAGGUGGAAUUUGAUCUCCUACGCGAUGACUUUCUGGCAAAAUUUGAACGAGUUCAUGCUCGACUUAACGUGUUGGAGGCGAAGAUUGAGAGGCUUGAAGACGAGAGGGCGGAUACCAAGCUUGGUGAUCUUGCCACUGCGCUCAUUGAUGAACCUUCUGAAGGUGACAACGCACCGGUGCCGCCAGCGUCCGGUCACGUGGUCGGGCCGAGCGCGCCGAGCGCGCCGAGCGCCGCGCCGCCGGUAGCUUCGAGGGAGACGAAUUGCACACUGGUGAGCGUGCUCUCUGAAGUGACCGAAGAUCCCCAGGAUCAGCUCGGCUCGGUGCCCUUCUCGGAAAGUGCGUGGACCUACCCAGUGGUCAUUGGCUUAGUCAAAGCAGGCAUCGUGGAGGCUCUCUUUGCAGUGCUACUGUUGCUGGUGAAUGUCUUUGUGCAGAUGGGUUUCAUGCUCAUCAUCCUGACCCCCGAUUUCCUCCCAGGGGAUAUCUCUGAACAGAUUGACUAUGCACAGCAGUGGCGGAGGAGUGUGGCGCAUGAUCAUCAAAACCUGGAUUUGGCCUCCACGAGCCUGGUUACUCGAGUUUGCAACGGUGAUGGCGCUUUGAUCGUCUCCACUCGACAAGCGACACUCCUGGAACACAUCAAUAGCUAUUUGGGCUUGAAUGUAGCUGCCUUUGAACCGGAAUUCUUCCAACCUGGAGUAUUACUCUCAGUGCUGUGUAUUCUGCUGUGGAGCUUGUGUGUCUACAAGGAGCUCCGGAACAUCUUGCAUACCUUUGAAGCCGUGAGGCGAUUGCCACACACGAGCCGAACCACCGUUCGGAACAACACGUUGCAGAGCUUGUCCUCGGGUCGCUACAAAAUCUUAAAGAUCACAUAUCUCCUGCGAACUGCUAUCGCCAUCUCCCUCCUGAUCUCUGGCAUUCGUUGGCUGGCUCAAACGACCUCGAUUACCGAACUGAUGCUGAACGCUGUAGCUCUCAAUGCCAUUCUGGAUGUGGACGAAUUUCUGUUUGCUGGUUUCACCCCGAUGUCGAUACACCUCUCAAUCCAGAAGCUGGAGCCACUGGAAAUUCGAUACACUGCACGGCGCAACAAGAUUGAAAGCCUCAUUCUCUUCGUCCUACUGCUGGUGACCUUCCUUGUGCCGUACUCCUUUCUCUUGAAGCCACAAGCAGAUGCCAUGCUCUUGGUGAAGAGGGAACUGUGUUUUGGCAACCAGACUUUUGUGGUGGGUCAAAAUCAGGAUAGCCAAGUGAUCUUUGGCAUUGUCACAGCGGACCUCCCCGAAGGAGGUCGCAAGACCGUUGCCCUUUCUCCCAUUGAGCGAGCCGUCGACAUGCACAAGUUCGCUGGCCCAGAUGAAGAGGCCUAUUACAUUGGCUUUUUGAAUAGCCGCGCAGCUUUUGACAUGGAGAAAACCCGAAGCAUGGCCUCAGAAACGGCGGAGUUCACCUUCUGCGUGGAGCAGACGUACUUCACCCCUGGACAACAAUGGUAUCAGGAUGCCGUCGUGGGACGUUUGGUGAUGUUUCGCCUGCGCACUGCGGCGGCGGUGCUGGGCCGCUAUGAUGACAUCAGCUCCUGCGAACAGGUGGCCGACCUGUGCACUUUGCCGGAAGCCCGAUUGCUGCGGAUGAUCUGUGGAAUCACCUGUCACCUGUCGAAGACCUGCGGAGGAUCGAGGUUAGGGCGAGGUCCGGCAAGGGUGGCAAAGGAUCGGUUUUUGCAGGUGAAGCAUGUGAAGCAUGGGUUCAGAGAGGAAGGAUUCGGAAGGAUGCAACACUGUGGAUGUAGAGGACCCGGUCAUGGAGGUGUUGCCAUUCGGACGCAACUGCACGAAUCCCUACGCAACCCAUUGGUACAAGGUUCCAGCGCAGGGCUGUUCAGAGAGUUGUUUGCAGAUCGCCCGAGAACAUUUGGCCUCUGAAGACUGUGAAGAUCGCCCGAUCGAUGAGAAUUGGCUCCAAACCUGGGAUGGCUACUUGCCUGCCCUGGUGCAUACCUUUGGCACAGAUGUUUACUCCUCCUCCGCGAUGCCCUUUCUGGAAGCCAUGGUUGCAUCAAUGAAGUCGGGUGGCUGCCCAACCCUCAAAGUGCCGCAGUUUCGAAACCUCAUUGGCAGUCAAAGCCCAUGGUGUGAAGGAGAUCCCGACCUCAUACGACCCCUCGCCUGGAUUUGUCCAGAAAGUUGUGGCUGCAAGGCUUAUGGAAGUGCCUCUUUGCCCAGCUACUGUCCUCGAAGCUGUUCGAACUCCACCUGAGUGAAGAAGACGCGCUGGCGGUCUGCGCGGGAACGACGAAGACCGGUCUGCAGGGGACCAAACCCAGAGAAUGCCAUGGAACUGGAAGAUUUAUACCAGCGAGC